This is a messenger RNA of Aegilops tauschii subsp. strangulata, 566 nucleotides long. Lineage: Eukaryota; Viridiplantae; Streptophyta; Magnoliopsida; Poales; Poaceae. The record is from RefSeq and is a predicted model, not a curated record.
AUGGUCCGCCUGCGCAGCUCCGACGGCCAGGAGCUCGAGGUGAUGGAGGAGGCGAUCGCCGCCGCGUCUAAGACGAUCAAGGACGCGCUGGAGAAGGGCGGCGCCGCCGGCGACGCCAUCCCGGUCCCCGACGUCACCGGCCGAGUCCUCUCCCGCGUCCUCGAGUACGUCAACAGGCACUUCUCCGACCCGGCCGCCGCCGCCGACCCCUUCGACUACAUCCCCAACUUCGACGACCCGCUCAAGGCGUUCGACGACGCCUUCGUCCAGGUCGACCAGGACACGCUCUUCGACCUCAUCGACGCGGCCGAGUGCCUCGAAAUUGAGGGGCUGAUGGACCUGACGUGCAAGACGGUGGCGGACCAGAUGAGGGGCAAGACCAUAGAGGAGAUCCGCAAGAAGUUCCACGUCGUCAACGACUACACCGCCUGGGCCUUCGAGUAGUAGUUCAAAUCUUGUUCAAAGUUUGUUCAUUAGAUGAUCGACCCACACUAUGUUUUGCCUUGUGUUCUCGCCAUGUUAGUGUAAUCGGGCGGAUUUACUACUAAUUUCGGUACUCAGACUCG